Maniola jurtina (meadow brown) is the source of this 902-nucleotide messenger RNA. Its product is annotated as FUN14 domain-containing protein 1A-like. Gene Ontology annotation, biological process: autophagy of mitochondrion. The coding region runs from base 136 to 657 and encodes 173 amino acids. The transcript has 3 exons. The record is from RefSeq and is a predicted model, not a curated record. NCBI's taxonomy places the organism in Eukaryota, Metazoa, Arthropoda, Insecta, Lepidoptera, Nymphalidae. Gene Ontology annotation, cellular component: mitochondrial outer membrane.
GCUUGUAUUCAAAGAUAGCAAAAGCUCAUUCAUCAUUGUAUUUGUUCAUUUCUCUAUUCUUUAGUGAUUUUAUUUGUAAGAUAUUUUAAAAAAUAUUACUCUUUUCUCGUUUUGAAAGAAAGAUUUUGAAAAAACAUGGCUAAACCGAAAAAAGAUGAUUCAUCUGAAGAAGCAAAAAAGAUAGUAGAUGAUGCAAAGAACUUUAUUGAAAAAGCUAUUGCAGAUAUUGGUUCAACAUCAGCAACAAAGCAGCUAAUUUUAGGAACUGCGUCAGGAUGGAUUACAGGCUUUAUUACCAUGAAAAUUGGUAAACUUGCUGCUGUUGGUAUUGGUGGGGGUGUAAUAUUGCUACAUGUUGCAAGUCAGAAAGGUUACAUAGAUGUGAAUUGGGAUAAAAUCAACAAGAGGGUUGACAAAAUUACUGAUAAAAUUGAAAAAGAAGCAACAGGAAAAUCACCUGACUGGUUUGACAAAGUUGAGAGAUUUGUUGAUCGUAAACUUGAUAAAGCAGAAGGAUUGUUAAAGAAAAAAGAACACAAAGUUAAACAUUGGUACAACAACUUCAUAGGAGAUGACCAAUAUCACGCAACUGAAACUCAUGUGUUUUUAGCAUCUUUUGUUGCAGGAAUGGCUAUUGGCCUCCUCUGUGGUAAAUAAUUGCCUAGAAUAUUAUUGCUCCUAUAAUUAAUAUAUUAUUUAAAAAAUAUUCUCUAGUUUUAGGUAAAAAUCUCAUAUUGUUGUUAAUCUUAGAUUAGUUUUUUAGUAUUUUAUUUAAUAUAAAAUUACAUUAUACCAGUAGAAUAGAUAUUCAAAACACAAUAAAAACAAGUUUCAUAACAUUUAUUUCAAUUUUUUUUUUUAAUUAUUGACUUUAAUCAAUAAAUAAAGUAUUAUAACUAAUA